This is a messenger RNA of Mytilus trossulus (common blue mussel), 1749 nucleotides long. RefSeq names its product plexin-A4-like. The transcript has 4 exons. Gene Ontology annotation, biological process: regulation of cell migration; semaphorin-plexin signaling pathway involved in axon guidance. The coding region runs from base 64 to 1749 and encodes 561 amino acids. Gene Ontology annotation, molecular function: semaphorin receptor activity; protein binding. NCBI's taxonomy places the organism in Eukaryota, Metazoa, Mollusca, Bivalvia, Mytilida, Mytilidae. Gene Ontology annotation, cellular component: semaphorin receptor complex; plasma membrane. The record is from RefSeq and is a predicted model, not a curated record.
GCGACCUUGUGACAGAAUUAAUUCAGAAAAAAAAACCAGUUAGACUAUUUUUUUUGUCUAUGAAUGAUAUUGAAUGUUUAUGCAAUCGAAACAGACAACAAUUAUAUAAGAAGUGAAAACAUGCUUUCAUUUUUAAUUAUUGUUUUACAUGUGGUUAGUGCAAGGUCAUCUUAUAGAGUUGAAAAACAAAUUCUAAAGGAUAAAAAUGGUGUGUCAGGAUCCAUCAAUCACUUUGUUCAUGAUAAUUUAACGAAUAUGUUUUAUGUUGGUGCUGUCAACCGUAUUUUCAAGUUGAGUCAAUCGUUAGAUGUUCAACAACAACACGUGACAGGCCCCGAACCAGACAAUCCCUUGUGUUUUGACUCUUCAUGUUUUGGAAAGACGAAAGAAUUUACCGAUAAUUACAACAAAAUUUUACUGCUUGAAACCAACACGAAUGGAAGUGAUCGUCUUGUUAUAUGUGGCAGUAUAUUUCAAGGUUUUUGUGAAUUUAGAGACUUACAAAAUAUUAGCAAAAAACUGUCUAUGAGAAUGCAUACAAAACUUGUAGCAAAUACAGAAACUGCAUCUACAGUGGGAUUGAUUGUAAAGCAAAAUCUGAAAGAAAAUAUUUUAUUCAUUGGAGCAUCAUACCCAAUUAGUCUCCAUUGUAAGAAUGAAGAUAAUAAGAGAGUGUCUUUUCAAAUACGUAGAGAUAUACCUGUUCUAAGUAUGAGGAAACUUACUCGUGAUGGUACUGCCUUCUCACUGUAUCAGGAAGCCUCAUUUGUUGAACAAAAGUCUCCUUCUGCACUAAAAAUAGUUUAUGAUAAAAUCAAUAAAUAUAUAAUUGAUUAUGUAUCAGCUUUUUCAAUUCAUGAAUAUACUUACUUUUUAUCAAAUCAGCCAUCUGAUUUAAACCAAAACUGUAAAACCAAUACAAAUUCCAAAUCCUUACAGUCUAGAAUAUCUCUGACCUGCAAUAGAGAUACUAACUUUUAUUCAUAUAUUGAUAUACCACUUACUUGUUUUGAAAAUAAAACAAACUAUAAUAUAGUGCGUGCAGGAAAAACUAUCAUUCCUAGUGAAUAUUUACGGGCUAUACAUGGAUUAUACGGUGAAAUUCUCGUAGCUCUGUUUGAAAAUCACAAUAAUGGAAAAUCGGAUUCUGCCGUUUGUAUAUUCACAAUUGAUAAAAUACAAAGGAAAAUGAAGAAAACCCUAAGAAAAUGUCAAAAAGGACGGGAAGCAAUUAAAGGAUCACACUUUGAUGAUGGUGCUUCUUGUACAUAUCGGGGAUCAGUGAAAGGAGUUCCACCUUCACUGUGCACUACCCAAAAGACUUAUUACGGAGGAAAAAAAUCUGGAGUGUUUGGUGCUAAAGUGAAACCUGCCAUUGUCUUCCAUAAUACUGCUUUGACUUCCAUUACACUUACCACAACUUCUAACUUCACUGUAGCAUUCCUUGGUACAUCAGAUGGACAUGUGAAAAGGAUCGUGAUAGAGAGCAAGACUAGAGCGAGGGAAUAUGACCAAGAGCUGGUUAUAGACGAGGGAAGUCCUAUAAACCAGGACACAUUCUAUGACUUUGACAAUAGAAUUCUGUAUCUUACAAGUCAGAGAUUGGUUGCUAAGGUACCUGUAGAAAAUUGUGGACAGUACGCCAGUUGUACAACAUGUUUAGCAAGUAAAGAUCCAUUUUGUGGCUGGUGCACCUUGGAAAACAGGUAUUGCAAUGAUUUUAUGGAACACAGUUUAAAAGAUCACUGA